UCUAUGGCAUAUUAUACCUCGCUGAUUUCCCUCCCUUCUCCAAACACGUCUACCGCCCUCUGGCUCCAACCCCAAAUGUCCAGGUAUUUUCCAGGCUGGAGUUGGCAACCUCAGUUUCUUCCAGAUCUGAGGAAGGAGGAAAGAUCCCUGCAAAGGUAUUUUCCUCCUCCUCCAUCACCACCACCACCUUUUUCCUCUCUUUUUUGGCAAAGUCUCUUUUUCACAGGUUUUUCCCGAAGGGGUGGGAGGGAAAGAAGUCCUUCCCCUUCCAGUCUUAGAAAAUCCCUAACCCACUGAGUUCUCAAUUUUAGAUAACUUUCUGUAUAGGGUGAAAGGUAACCUUCUUCCCACGUGGAGUCACCAGGGCGAAAGCUGACUCCAAUGAGCAACUUGUCUUUUGACAUUCUUUUUGGUGCCUCGGUCAGGUCACUUUUUAUUUCAUAUACUUUAAAAUUUCUGCGAGACCACCUGUCUGUGGAAAGGGCUGCCCGAGGAGCCAACAGUGAAAAUGGAAGGGCGUGAUCCAGCAGGCCCCACAACAGGGCCAGGAUUCCACAGUGAGGGGAAAAGCUUGCAUUCCAACCAAACUGAGCAUAUCCGAGAAUUCUUGCAAAGACUCCCUGUCAGUCAAGUUAAGCAAGAACCAGAUGAGGGUCUUCUUCAGCACUGGGAGAUCCAGUGGCAGGAAUUCCUGAAGACGAUAGAGUCUCCUCAUUCAGACUGGGGGUUUCUACAGUUGCCAGAAGAGCCGUCCCACUGGGAUGAUGCCAAGGGUUUUCUGGCCUCUUUUGAGCAAGUGGCCAAAGCCUGCCAGUGGCCUAAGGAAGAGUGGGCUACCCGACUCCUGCCAGCAUUGAGUGGAGAAGCCAAGCAGGUCUUUAACAGACUGCCAGCCCCAGACAGACAGGAUUAUGGGAAAGUGAAGGCAGCCAUCUUGAAGGGGGAUGUCAUACAUCGGGAGAAGCUGCGCCAGCAUUUCCGAAGUUUCUGUUACCAAAAGGCCGAGGGGCCAAGAGGGACUUAUUGCAGGCUUCGGGAGCUUUGCAGUCAAUGGCUGAAAGUUGAGAGGCACACCAAGGAGCAGAUCCUAGAACUGCUGAUUCUGGAGCAGUUCCUGACUGUCCUUCCCCCAGAGGUUCAGAACUGGGUAAAGGAGCUGGGCCCUGAGAGCAGUGCCCAAGCCAUAACCUUGACUGAAGAGUUCUUGCAGAUGCAGCAAGAGGCCAAGAGGCAGGAAAAACAGGUGCUGAUGCCAUUAGGGGUGGUGGCUAUGAGUUUCUCAGAGCCCGAGAAAGCUCCAUCAGGCAUUGAGGACUGGCCGUGCACUGAGAACAAGGAUGAAGAUGAUGGAAAUGCCCAUGUGCCAGGCCAAGGGUGGCAGACCAUAAAUCAGGGAGAGAAAUCUGCGCUAGAAAAUCCAGAGAGGGCUGGAUUAUUUGGAACACCUACAGAAAAUGCAGAUGAAACUGGCCCUCUGUGUAGUGAUCAAGAAAGUACCCUCCAUGAUCAGCCAAGAGUACAGUUUCAGCAAGAAGCACACCCAGGGGAGAUCAUGGAUAGAUCUACAUCUUAUGGAGGGGCAUACAUGGAUCAGGGAGGAGUGACAUUCCAGCAGAGGAUCCAUACCAACAAGAGACACAGUGCCUAUGCUGCUUAUGGGAAGAGCUUCAGCCACAGCGGGAGUUCCAUGAAAUACAAGCGCAUGCGCAAGAGGGGAAAGCCCCACAAGUGUUUGGUGUGUGGGAAGUGCUUCCUUUACAGCUCUGGCCUCGCCACUCAUCAGCGCAUCCACACUGGAGAGAAGCCAUACAAGUGCUCAGAGUGUGGGAAGACCUUCAUCUGCAGCUCGGACCGUAACCGCCAUCAAAGGACUCACACAGAAGAGAAACCGUAUGAGUGUACUGACUGUGGGAAAAGCUUCCGGCAGCGGUUCAGCCUCAGCAGACAUCGCAGAGUCCAUACUGGCGAGAAACCCUACAUUGCAUCCUCUGAACAUGGGGAAAGCUCUGUCAUGAGCUGACACUUUGUCAAUGUUCUCACAGAACUGAAUCAAUUUGAGUGAAUGAGCAAAUGGGGGAAAGUAUUCAGAAUGUUAAUAGAGAGGAAAAGGAACAAGAUGUUUGUUCGGUCUUGCUUAGAAUUUGGGCCAGACUGGAUAAAAGCUUUUGUCAACUGAAGAUGCUAAAGACAGAAUCUGUUCAUGCUUGGUCAUAAAAAUCAGGAUAGCCCUUGUAAAUUUGGGAUGUGUAUUUGGGGACAGCCCCAGCAAGCUCAGGCCAUGCAGUGCAGGAUAAUGAUAUAGCUUUCCACUGUGAUGGGAAUAAGACCCAUAGCUCUUUGAAAUGUGUUAAGUUUUCAAGUGUACUGUGGGUGGAGGGUGGAUGUCUGCAAAACAAUAGGUUUUGGGUUGUGCUAAUUUCAUCUCUUUAAAAAAUAACAAUUCCUACUGAAAUUACAUAUUGUUUUCUUUGCUUAA
This is a messenger RNA of Sphaerodactylus townsendi, 2476 nucleotides long. RefSeq names its product zinc finger and SCAN domain-containing protein 31-like. Bases 509 to 2020 code for a protein of 503 amino acids. The record is from RefSeq and is a predicted model, not a curated record. The transcript has 4 exons. Gene Ontology annotation, molecular function: RNA polymerase II cis-regulatory region sequence-specific DNA binding; DNA-binding transcription factor activity, RNA polymerase II-specific. NCBI's taxonomy places the organism in Eukaryota, Metazoa, Chordata, Lepidosauria, Squamata, Sphaerodactylidae. Gene Ontology annotation, biological process: regulation of transcription by RNA polymerase II.